UUUAAUCUAACAGAAUUGACCAUUUUCUCCAAGUUACUACUAAUCCUCCACAAAAUUCUCCCUCAUAGUUAAUUUAAGUAAAAUAAUUAUUUUUCCUAAUAACGAGUUUUAUGCAUCUUGUUACACACCACACCUUUCCCAAACCUAACUCAAGGUUGAAAUGAAACUCUCUUUCAUGCAACACUACAGAUUUGUUCAUUAUGUCGUCCUUUCAAUAUAAUCCUCCAAAAGCUGACAUAUCAUUACACCUUUUCAAUCUCUUCCCAUUCUCUAAAGCACAAGACAACCAUUAUUAUUUCACUAAUGUCUAUCCAACAAGACAACAACAAACCCUAACAAAGUUGUGUGUGUGUGUGAGAGUGGUGAAAUGAAAAAUGUAGUGUUCUAAGAUAUAAAUAAAAACAAGAACACAAACAACAAUUUCUUCAUUUUGAGAAAAUUCAUUCAUGGGUUGUUCCAUCUCAAAAAACCUUACCAUAGUUGCUAAAAACUCUAAGGAGGAUCACUCUUCUUCUUUGGUUUCACCUUCUCAUUCUUCAACACGAGUUAUACCAAAAGCAUUGUCUCUACCAAUGCCUCUUGUGCAUCACCCUCCAACAAGAAAAGGUGACACGCACCACCUUGUCUCCCUCACCUCAACCACCUAUGGUUCCCUUCUCUUUAUUAACCAAAAAGAUUCCAACUUUAACUCCAAAAGUUGUGAUUGUGAACCCAAAUCUCCACCCCAUGUAACCAACAAAUUGAACCAAACAGAGCCACAAGAGUCAUUGUCCCCUGUCUCUGUCAUCAACACUUGGGAACUCAUGGAUGGCCUCAACGACGAUGAGUCCAAUUUUGACACCCCAAUUGUUUCUUCAAAAAAUCUUAUUGAUUCUUUCUCAGUAACUGCGUUGGACUCUUCAAAGAAGCCACUUUGGCAAUAUUUAUCUGAGGAAGCUUUGCUUGCUAAUUUAGAUUCAAAUGCUGUUUUGAGUUACAAGAGAGCACUGUUAUCAAGAAAACUAGGAAGCAACAACAACAAUAAUCUAUUAAGGUCAAUUGAAUCUAGUAUUACUAAUAGUAAGAGCCAUUUGAGGUCUUCUUCAUUUUCUAAAAAUUUGUGCAUUUUACAUGGUGCUGAAGAUAGAAUAGUGUUGUAUUUCACAAGUUUAAGGGGUAUCCGCAAGACUUAUGAAGAUUGUUGUUCAGUUAGGAUGAUAUUGAAAGGAUUUAGAGUUGCAGUUGAUGAAAGGGACAUUUCCAUGGACUCAUCUUAUAAGAACGAGUUGGAAAAUGCACUUGGAGGCAAAAUGGUAAUUAAUUUGCCACAUGUUUUUAUCAGAGGAAAACAUGUUGGAAAUGCUGAGGAAAUCAGGUUGCUAAAUGAGUCUGGUGAAUUGGGAAAUCUUUUGAAAGGGUUUCCCAUUAAGGAUUAUUAUGGGUUUGUGUGUGAGAGGUGUGGAGAUGCAAGGUUUGUUCCUUGCUCAAAUUGCAAUGGUAGUAGGAAAGUGUUUGAAGAGGAAGAAAGGGAAGUGAGAAGAUGCUUUGAUUGUAAUGAGAAUGGUUUGAUAAGAUGCUCAUCUUGCUGCUCAUGAUUUGUAGUAGAUUAGUUAGUUGGUUUAAGUGUACUCAUAGAUACUCUCUUUUCUCUUAUUACUUAAUUACGAGGAAAAAAUGAUUAUUUUAAUUAAUGGUAUAAUGGUGCGACGAUUAAAU
This is a messenger RNA of Cicer arietinum (chickpea), 1695 nucleotides long. RefSeq lists its product as uncharacterized. The record is from RefSeq and is a predicted model, not a curated record. Lineage: Eukaryota; Viridiplantae; Streptophyta; Magnoliopsida; Fabales; Fabaceae.